Molecule: messenger RNA, 1840 nt
Organism: Megalobrama amblycephala (Wuchang bream)
Lineage: Eukaryota; Metazoa; Chordata; Actinopteri; Cypriniformes; Xenocyprididae
Product: trace amine-associated receptor 4-like
Exons: 1
Coding region: 633-1658 (341 amino acids)
Biological process (GO): G protein-coupled receptor signaling pathway
Cellular component (GO): membrane
Molecular function (GO): trace-amine receptor activity
Source: RefSeq, a predicted model, not a curated record
AUAUUGACAUUAAAUUACAAUGUGUUUUCAUGUCAAUAUAUACCAAUUCACAUUCCAAAAUCCAAAUCCCACUGAAUAGUACAGUAUUUCUGAGUCAUAAGCAGGCUACUUCUUAAGCCUGGCUUGAUGAAACUGAUUUUGAGGUGAACUAAAAUAUUAUCUUGUCUAUUAAAUCGCUUACCUCAGUUUUGCUUUUGCUCAUGGGCUAAAUUUGUGGUGUGGUCACUUUCUUUGGUGGGAAAUGAAAAACAAAACAUGGAGAAUUACAUUUAGACAGACAGACAGACAGAUAGACCGACAGAUAGAUAGAUAGAUAGUCGUUUUGUCGCCACCUGGUGGCACCUCAUUUACUACAAUUAGUUACUGCAGCACUGUUAGCAUAUUCAAAUAUGUUUAUGAGAGUCAGGGUGUUACCUGUUUCAGAACCUGAGUGUAUAUAACUCAAACAGAGCUGCUGAAUCCAUUGACUAUAUGUAGUUUCUUAUGUGCAUGUACUGUAUAUUUUCUUUGUUUUUUGGUCUGACUGUGGUUGAUUCCCUUCAGACUUUCAAUGAUAUCUGUGUGAUUUUAUUUUUUACAUUUACAAAGGAAAUAUUGUGUUUUGAUCCUGCCUAUCAGUUUAUAUCUUCGUAAUGACCUCAAAUGAAACAGACAUUUACUAUGAGAAUGUGUUUCUCUGCUAUCCACUCCUGCCAGACUCCUGUCCAAGAGCUCAUCGUCUUACUGUCCUUAAAGUGGCAAUGUAUGCUUUCAUGGUGCUGAUGAUCCUCAUAACAGUUUUUGGGAAUCUGCUCAUCGUCAUCUCCAUCUCUCACUUUAAACAUCUACAGUCUCCAACACAUCUGAUCGUUCAGUCUCUGGCAGCUUGUGAUUGUCUGCUGGGGUCUUUUGUUAUGCCGUACAGCAUGGUGCGAUCUGUUGAAGGCUGCUGGUAUCUGGGAGAUUUUGUGUGUAAAGUGCAUUCUAGUUUAGACAUGACCUUCAGCAUUUCUUCUAAAAUGCAUCUCGGUUUAAUAUCUGUUGACAGGUACUGGGCCAUUUGUGAUCCUUUAAGGUACAAAAUGAGGGUCACAAACAACACUGUGGCUGUAUUUAGUACCUUCGCAUGGAUGUUUGCAUUUCUCUACAGUUUUUCUAUUGUGUUUUCAGGGGUGAACACAAUUGGCCUGGAGUCGUUUAUCAUGCAGAUUUACUGUGUGGGAAGUUGUGUUCUGUUUUUUAACAAACAGUGGGGUCUUAUUUGCUCAGUUCUCACAUUCUUCCUUCCUGUAACGACCAUGAGCUCUGUGUAUAUGAAAAUCUUACAUGUUGCAAGAAAACAUGAGAAGGUUAUGUCAGAAAGAGCGAUUGUGCCAGCAGCAGGAGGGUUGAAGAGCCAAAGCUCUGCUCAGAGAGAAGGAAAAGCAGCUAAAACUCUGGCCAUUGUCAUGGGUGUUUUUUAUCUCUGCUGGCUGCCUUUUUUUACCGCCACUGCUGUUGAUCCUUUUAUCAACUUUGCGACUCCUGUUGAUGUUUUUGAUGCUUUGGUUUGGUUUGGAUACUUUAACUCCACCUGUAACCCCUUGAUCUAUGGUUUUUUCUACCCUCGCUUUCAGAAGGCCUUCAAGACUCUCAUAUCCACUUAUCUCUGUGGCUCAAGCACCUUGAUACUUGAAUGAAUUUAGCUUUGUUUAUUACAUGUUAAUGCUAUUGUAAGACAUUAUUUGGCCUGGCAUUCAUUUUCUCUGAAAAUCACCAUAAAAAAAAGACUAACCAUCUGGAAGAAAGAUAUUAUUGGAAUAUUGACAAAACUGAAAUAUUGCUUUUUGGGUGCAAAAAUAAAGGGUACUUUUUAAGUGUG